UAUCGCCCGAUAAUCAAAGUCUCCGUCGUCCUCAAAAACAAAACUUCACAAUUGCAAAAAAUGAAUGAGUAAUUAAUUGAUAUUCCAAAUAUGGUUUACUUCUUCACUACACAUGAUACUCAAUAUAUUAUUUAUAUGGGAAGGGAUAAAUUUGAGAACGAGCACUUACUUCAAUAUGGCUGGGAGGAAGAUGUUUGGUUCCACGUGGAUAAGGCAAGUGCAUUCUUCUGCACACGUAUAUUUGAGACUACCUUCAGGCAAAACUAUAGAUGAAAUUCCUUCAAAUAUAUUAGAAGAUUGUGCGCAAUUGGUAAAGUACAAUUCCAUAGAAGGAAACAAGCUUCAUAGCGUUGUCGUUGUAUAUACGUCCUGGAGCAACCUAAAGAAAACAGGAGAUAUGGAUGUUGGACAAGUGGGUUUUAAAGAUAGAAAGAGCGUAAAAACUAUUACUGUUGAAAGGAGAAAAAAUGACAUAAUCAACCGGCUUGAAAAGUCGAAAAGAGAGGCAUUUCCAAACUUGGCGCAAGAAAAGGAAGAUCACGAAAGAGAGCACAUAUUGAAACGAAAACAAGCUUUUAAAGAACAACUAAAGGCAGAAAAACUGCAAAGACAAGAACAGGAGUUGAGAAGGCAGGAACUCAGCUAUUCACGGAUCAUGGUUGAAGACAACAUGACUAGCAAUAAGGAUUUGGAAAGCUCCACUUUUGAAGAAUAUGAAGAAAGCUUCCUAUAAGCUUGAGUUCUACUGUUAUAUCUCUUCGAAUGUUGCAAAAAUUUCAAUUUCAUGGGCUUCAUGCCUUUGAAAAAUUUCUUUGGCCAGACUGAAGGUCUUCAUCGUUGAAAUAGUCGUUGCUAUGUAUAGAUUUGCGGUCCUGGUGAUGACUUAGAAUAAUACGUAUAUUUAGAUGAUACUUCUUGUAUGCUAUGCCAUAUUAUUGGCAUAAUUUGUUUAAAUUGUGGUAAAGAUUCUCUGUGUAGCAAGUUCAUUUGUUUCGU
This is a messenger RNA of Galdieria sulphuraria, 996 nucleotides long. RefSeq lists its product as uncharacterized. The transcript is spliced from 3 exons. The record is from RefSeq and is a predicted model, not a curated record. Lineage: Eukaryota; Rhodophyta; Bangiophyceae; Galdieriales; Galdieriaceae. Bases 113 to 733 code for a protein of 206 amino acids.